Messenger RNA from Diaporthe amygdali, 219 nucleotides. RefSeq lists its product as uncharacterized. The transcript has a single exon. Bases 1 to 219 code for a protein of 72 amino acids. The record is from RefSeq and is a predicted model, not a curated record. NCBI's taxonomy places the organism in Eukaryota, Fungi, Ascomycota, Sordariomycetes, Diaporthales, Diaporthaceae.
AUGAUCCCUGGCCUCUGUUCGCAACAACGCAACUCCAUCUCGCCGCUGACCAUCAUGCACACCAACCUCGGUACCCUUUUGACACUUGACUCCCCUCUAUCACAGUUCUGUACAUUCCUGAGUCUUGUGCAGGUCAUGUCCCAGCACUCACGAGCCUCACCACGUCUCGGAGCACUUGCUCUCGACGUCUUUUCACCUGUCUCAGACCUACGCCUUUGA